Molecule: messenger RNA, 636 nt
Organism: Rangifer tarandus platyrhynchus (Svalbard reindeer)
Lineage: Eukaryota; Metazoa; Chordata; Mammalia; Artiodactyla; Cervidae
Source: the annotation of a GenBank genome assembly
AUGGUCUCCGGGGAGGAGGUUAGAUCAGUGGCUGCGGCGCGGCGCUGGGGGGCCGCAGGGGCGUGGGGGAGAGCCUGGGCCCCGGGGCAGCGCGCAUGGAGCCCGCGGGGCGCGGAGCCUGAACUCCACGGCGCGCUCCUCCAGGGCCGCGGUGCCGCAGGCCGUGCGGAGCUGGCAGCGGCGGCGGGCCGGCGCGCUGGGACUGCCACUUCCUCACUUGGAGUCCCCGGGACUUUCACGGCCUCCCGCGGUGUCUUCUUCGGGUGUUUUCCUCCCCUUCAGAGGGAGGGCGAGCUCUCCGGGGUCCGCCUUCUCGAAGCCCGGGGAGUGGCCGAGAGCGCAGGGCAGCCGGCGGCGGCGAGGGGCGCGGAGACCGCCCGGGGGGGCUGCCGUGGGUCCUCCGCCCGGCGCGCGCUGUCCAGUCUUCAGACGGCUUGGGGAGGACGAAAAUCCAGCAUCCUGUCUCUCUCGCCCGCCCUCACGCCUUCCUUUUUUCCUGUCUUACAAAUCCUAGGAUCAUCCAGCUCAGGAAAUGCUGGAAGGAAGUUAGCUAGGGAGGGGGGCGGAGGGUGGAAAUUUUUGGCAGCUCCGCUCUGGUGUGUGUAUGGAGCCGGAGGAAGUAGGUGGGUGGGUUGA